Vollenhovia emeryi is the source of this 900-nucleotide messenger RNA. RefSeq lists its product as uncharacterized. NCBI's taxonomy places the organism in Eukaryota, Metazoa, Arthropoda, Insecta, Hymenoptera, Formicidae. The annotation marks the transcript as partial. The transcript has 2 exons. The record is from RefSeq and is a predicted model, not a curated record.
AUGGUGAAUGACACUCGAGUCAAGGUAGGGGCCCAGAUCAAAUAUCUGGGUCUCCACAUAGAUGAAACCUGGAGAUUUGAGCAGCAUCUCCAGAAACUGGGUCCCAGAUUAGACGCAGCGGCAAACUCUCUCUCGAGGGUAAUGCCGAAUUUAGGUGGGCUGUGCGGGAGAACGAGGAAGCUCUACGCGAAUGUAGUCAACCCUAUCGCUCUAUACGGUGCCCCCAUAUGGGCGUCUGCCUUAAUAGAUAAUAGCAAAGCCACCUCGGUACUGAGGAAAACUCAGCGCCGGAUGGCGAUUAGGGCGAUAAGGGGGUACCGCACGGUCUCCCGUGCGGCUGCCACCUUACUAGCGGGCAUGCCCCCAAUAGAGCUCCUGGCGGGCUCUUACGCAAUGGCGUACGAGAGAGUUGCGACCCUCAAGGCAGAGGUAGUCCAGGUUACGGACAGGGCAAGGAGGAUGAUAAACCUACAGAUCAAGAGAGCGGUGAGGGAGGAGUGGCGAUUGUGGUUGGAGGAACCGACCUGUGCGGGCCAGCGCACGGUCGGAGCCAGCCUCCCUCACCUAGAGGGAUGGCUUGACCGUCCCUGCGCCAGAGCGUCCUUUAGGACGUCGCAGGUACUCACCGGACAUGGUUGUUUCGGUGAGUACCUGCACAGGAUAGGCCGCGAAUUAACGCCGCAAUGCCACCAUUGCGAGGUAGAGACGAGGGACACGGCACAGCACACCCUGGACAGCUGCUCGGCAUGGGAUGCCCAACGCCGUGUCCUCUCGGACUGCAUAGGAGUGGACCUCUCGCUCCCGGCGGUGGUUGAGGCCAUCAUGGAGCGGGAGGAUGCUUGGGAGGCUUUCUCCUCCUUCUGCGAGCAUGUUAUGCUGCAGAAGGAGGAGGCUGAGCGU